AUGGGUUCUACUAAUACCUUUUCCCCUGAUCCUUCAAGUCCCCUUUUUGUACAUUCAUCUGAUAUUCCUGGAAUUUCGUUAGUCCCUGCUCCUUUUUCGAGUACUGGUUUUGGGGGUUGGAGGAGAAAAAUGAUAGUUGCUUUAUCUGCUAAAAACAAAAUAGCUUUUGUUGAUGGUACAUGUCUUCGACCUGCUACUAUUGGGGCUGAACAAAAAUUAUGGGAUAAGUGCAACAACAUGGUAAUAUCAUCGUUGACAACAUCAUUAUCCCCUGAGAUAGCUGAAAGUGUACAGUAUUCUGAAACUGCUCAAAGUAUUUGGGUACAAUUACAAACUAGGUAUGGGACUGCAAAUAGAACAAAAAUAAUUGAACUAAAAAGGGAAGUUGCCUACACUUCCCAGGGUGCAUUAGACAUAGCUUCAUACUUCAAUAAACUGAAGAGGUUAGGGGAUGAGUUGGGAGUGAUAUGUACUAACCAUGGACAAAGGUGUACUUGUACUGCAAAGUUUGGUAUUUUGGAAGAGGAUGAGGAAAAUAAGCUUUUUCAGUUCUCAUGGGGUUAA
Molecule: messenger RNA, 564 nt
Organism: Nicotiana attenuata
Lineage: Eukaryota; Viridiplantae; Streptophyta; Magnoliopsida; Solanales; Solanaceae
Exons: 1
Coding region: 1-564 (187 amino acids)
Source: RefSeq, a predicted model, not a curated record